Molecule: messenger RNA, 1051 nt
Organism: Rhododendron vialii
Lineage: Eukaryota; Viridiplantae; Streptophyta; Magnoliopsida; Ericales; Ericaceae
Product: VQ motif-containing protein 20
Exons: 1
Coding region: 144-836 (230 amino acids)
Cellular component (GO): nucleus
Source: RefSeq, a predicted model, not a curated record
AUAUAUAUAUAGAUAUAGACACACACACUCCUAUAUAAGUACGUAGUAGUAGUAUUCAUUUAUUUAGGCCGGCUUGUGAUCGAUGAAACUAUAUAUACAAGAGAGUUAACUUAGCAGAGAAAAAACUGAUCAUCAACAUCACCAUGACCCCUACCCAACUCAUCAUCAUCAAUGGAAAACCCACAUACCCGUCCCCUCUAAAAAUCAACAAGGACUCCCACUUUAUUAAGAAAAAACCAGCAUCACCGCCGUCCUCCGCCUACUCAUCCUCCGCUGCCGCUGCCAAGCCUCCACACCGCCAACCGGUGAUAAUCUACACCCACUCUCCCAAAAUCAUCCACACCCAACCACGUGACUUCAUGGCACUGGUGCAAAAACUCACGGGCCAAUCUUCGGCUGAUUCCGAAUCCGACCACCCACCUCCUCCUGCGGCAGCGGCGGACCCAAACAAAAACCGCCGCCGGGUGGCAGCCACAACCAGCGAUGACACGGAUUCGUCCUCGGUGGUUACGGAUGAUCAGAAUUGCAGCAGUACGGCAGUGAGGAAUGUGGAGAUCAAAUCUUGUUUUCCGCCCCCUCCCACGACGGCAUUUUAUGAUCCUCCACCAAUUAAUCCUUGUUUCAACAAUAUGAAUAUUCCAUUUUUUCCAUCACCCAUUAAUUCUGGUGAUCAAUUCUAUUCAUCUUCAUCAGCUGCUCAUGGUCAUCAGCCUUUUUUCAGCAACAAUUACAAUGACUCAUUGCUUUUGAUGAAUAACAUGAGAAGCUCCAUCUCAUCGUCAUCGUCAUCAUCUCCCAGCUUUCAAGGCAUGACCAAGGAGUUUCGUGAGUUUUAAAAAUUGAACGAUGACCAGUUUUGAAUUUCGAAAUAAAGAUAAGUUGAGGUAGUUUUGAAUUUGGUUUGUUAAAUUUAUUUUUAUUCAAUUCGUUGUUAAAUUCUUUUUGACUCAGCUCUCUUGCGCGCAAAUAAAUUAAGGAUAUUUAUUUAGUUUUCUUUUUGGAGUUCUUCAAUAUCAUAUAUCGUAGGGCCGGCCGGCAUUUUGGAUUCUCC